GAUUUUUAUUGAUACCACAGUCACCGAAAAGUUGUUCUCUCAAAAGGCCUAAAAAAUCAAAAACAUCAAAAUGAAAUCUUUCAUUGUAUUCGCUAUGUUCGUGGCCGCAGCCGUUGCUGUCCCAGUUUACAACUUCUCAGGAGCCAAAGCAGCCAAGGUCAUCAAGUUCAACCUGAACAACAUCGGUGUCAAUGGUUACGACUACGCUUAUGAGACCAGUGACGGCAAGCUUGCCUCUGAAAUGGCUGUAUUGAAGAACGCCGGAUUAGAGAACGAGAGUCUUGAAGUGCGUGGUUUCUUCAGCUACCUUGGUGAUGAUGGCAAGGUUUACCGCGUAGACUACGUCGCCAACGAAAACGGCUUCCAACCAUCAGCUCCUCAUCUCCCCGCCUAAACAAACCAAAACUAAUUAGGUUAUGUAGUUUUCGUUAACUGUCUUUAUGCUAAAUAUAUAUAUAUAUAAAUAUGUAUUGUUCCUUAA
Messenger RNA from Danaus plexippus (monarch butterfly), 481 nucleotides. RefSeq names its product endocuticle structural glycoprotein ABD-5-like. Gene Ontology annotation, molecular function: structural constituent of chitin-based larval cuticle. The transcript has 3 exons. Gene Ontology annotation, cellular component: chitin-based extracellular matrix. Bases 71 to 394 code for a protein of 107 amino acids. The record is from RefSeq and is a predicted model, not a curated record. NCBI's taxonomy places the organism in Eukaryota, Metazoa, Arthropoda, Insecta, Lepidoptera, Nymphalidae.